Messenger RNA from Pneumocystis carinii B80, 1483 nucleotides. RefSeq lists its product as hypothetical. The record is from RefSeq and is a predicted model, not a curated record. The transcript has 3 exons. Gene Ontology annotation, biological process: heme A biosynthetic process. Lineage: Eukaryota; Fungi; Ascomycota; Pneumocystomycetes; Pneumocystales; Pneumocystaceae. Bases 47 to 1441 code for a protein of 464 amino acids. Gene Ontology annotation, cellular component: mitochondrial inner membrane. Gene Ontology annotation, molecular function: oxidoreductase activity, acting on NAD(P)H, heme protein as acceptor.
AUUUUAUUAAGAUAUAUAUGUUUAGAAUUAGUUUAAUAUAUAAAAAAUGAGCCUAAUAAAGCUAUUAAGAAGUCAGAAUAGUCAUUUGUUUAAUUUAUCAUUCUCAAGAAAUUGGUAUAGAAAUGGAAUUUUAAAGAAAAAUGGGGAUUUUUUUGGUAUUUUAUGUAAAAAACAAACAGAUUUAUCAAUAAUAAGACCUAUUUCAUAUAAAAAUAUAGGAAAUCAUGUUUUUAUAUCUAAAAAAAAUAACACCCAGUUAAAUAGAAGUUAUAUAGGAUAUUGGCUUUUAGGAUGUUCAAGCCUUGUUUUUGGAAUUGUAAUUCUUGGAGGAUUAACACGUUUAACAGAAUCAGGAUUAAGUAUUACAGAAUGGAAACCCAUUACAGGUAUUUUACCGCCAUUAUCUCAUGAGGAAUGGGUUUCAGAAUUUGAAAAAUACAAGGUUACACCAGAAUUUGAAUUUAUUAAUAAAGAUAUUUCAUUAUCUCAUUUUAAAUUUAUUUACAAUAUGGAAUGGGGACAUAGACUUCUUGGUCGGAUAAUUGGUAUUGUUUUUGUUCUUCCAGCAGCUUAUUUUAUUAUACGUAAAAAAGUAACACCAAAUAUGACCAGAAGAUUGGUUUCUAUGGGUUGUUUAUUAGGAUUACAGGGAUUUAUUGGUUGGUGGAUGGUUAAAUCAGGAUUAAAACAUGAAAAUUUUAAAGAAAAUAAAUCAAUUCCACGGGUUAGUCAAUAUAGAUUAGCUAUACAUCUUGGGGCAGCACUUUCUUUAUAUAUUGGAAUGUUAUGGACGGGACUAGAUAUAUUAAAAGAAAAUAAAUGGGCUAAUAAAACAAAUAAAACUAAAAGAUUUAUCUUUCAAGAAUUAAAUAAUCCUCGUUUUCGAAUUCUUAAAAGAAUGAUUUUUAUGCUGAGCGGCUUAGUAUUUAUAACUGCAUUAUCGGGAGCACUUGUUGCAGGUUUAGAUGCAGGUCUUAUUUACAAUACUUUUCCAUAUAUGGGAACAUCCUUAAUUCCACCAAAAUCCGAGCUUUUUUCUGAAAUAUAUUCUAGCAAUAAUUCUAAAAUAGAUUUAUGGUUGAAAAAUAUGUUUGAAAACCCAGUAAUGGCUCAGUUUAAUCAUAGAAUUCUUGGUACAAGUACAUUUAUUUUGACAAGUGUAAUAUUUUUUUAUUCACGAAGAAUGGUAUUUUUGAGAAUGAUUCCUAUGAAUAUAAGAAAUAAUAUUUCAACUCUUAUGGCUGCUGUGUGUAUUCAAGUUAUUCUUGGUAUAUCAACUCUUGUACAUGCAGUUCCUAUAUUACUGGCUACGAUGCAUCAAGCAAAUAGCCUUAUUGUUUUAACGUCUAUUAUAGUUCUUGGGAAUCGAUUAAGUAUACCAAAUUAUUUUUUGAAAAACCGUCCUGUUUGUUUCUUAUCAAACCAUUUUAAAUCCAAAUGAAAUUCAAAAAUAUUGUUAAUUUUUAGCUCUAUAAUCAUAGAA